AUGUCCUGCCCCACGACCGGCCCCGCCGGAGAGGACGCGACGAUGCCUCCGACGAUGCUGCACGGGCUGGCACCGGAGCCACGGAGCACCGAAGACGAAGCGCGCCUCACGUUCCUCUACGCCUUCCUUCCCAAGCCGCCCGUCUCCACAUCCCCUUCCCUCUGCUGCGCCGCCGCCGCCGCCGACGACGACAAGAACGACCGCGUCAGCCGCCUCCCCGACGAUAUCCUCCUCCGCGUGGUCUCCCUCCUCCCCGCCAAGGACGGCGCGCGCACCACCGUGCUAUCCUCACGCUGGCGACACCUCUGGCGCUCCGCCCCGCUCGUCCUCGUCGACACCCACCUCCUCCGCGGGGGUGACGGCGAGCGCCGGCCCGCCCGCGCCGGCGCCGCCUCGCGCGCCGUCACCAGCGCCGUCUCCGCCGCCCUCGAGUCACAUCCCGGGCCCUUCCCCUUCGCCAGCCUCACCUGCAGCUUCAUGAACGCCGCCGACCGCCGCCUGCUCGCCCGCUGGUUCCAGCUCCUCGCCACCAAGGGCGUCGACGAGCUCGUCGUCGUCAACCGCCCCUGGUCCGUGCGCGGCCUGCGCCUCCCUCCCUCGCUCUUCAGCUGCGCCUCCCUCUGCCGGCUCUACAUCGGCGCCUGGGCGUUCCCGGACACCACCGCGCUCCCGCGCGGCGUCGCCUUUCCCAACCUCCACCAGCUCGCCCUUGGCUGUGUCGUCAUGGAGGACAAAGACCUCGACUUCGUGCUCGCCGUCAGCCCCGUGCUGGAGAUCCUCUCGCUCUUCGGAAGCCUCACCCCGUUGCGCGCUCGGCUCACCAACCACAGCCUACGGUGUGCGCAGUUCUGCUUGUCCAGCCUGGAGGAGGUCGCUGUGCUGGAUUCCCCAAGCCUGGAGCGCUUCUUCCUCUGGAGAAAUUGGAAUGAGCGGCACGUCAAAAUUAGCAUCAAGAUUGGCCAUGCCCCCAAGCUGCGUGUGCUGGGAUACCUGGAGCCAGGAGUGCAUAUGCUGCAGAUCGGUAACACCAUCAUCAAGGCUGAAACAAAGGCGAGCACACACACCACUGUGUCAAGCGUCCAGAUGUUGGCUGUCCAACUGCAAUUUGGACUCCGCAGUGAAGUCAAGAUGCUUCCCAGCUUCCUCAAAUGCUUUCCUAGGGUUGAGACGCUGAUUGUCGAGUCUCUAGUACUUCGCGAUCCCACUAGCAGCAACCUUAGUCAGAAGAUCUGGCAGAAGACAAGUUCUAUUGAGUGUGUCCAAUCACACCUCAAGACUCUGGCUUUCCAUGAGGUACAAGGGGAUCAUAACGAGUUCGAUUUCCUCAUGUUUAUCGCGGAGAAUGCGCCGAAGCUGGAAAGGAUGUUCAUCGUGAUGAAAAAUGGCCUAACGAGACACCGAGAGGCAAGUGGUGGUUGCCGAGUGGGGGCUCUUUAUUCUACUAAUUGGGCUAGCAAGGACUGCAAAGUGCAAUUGAAGAUGAGUUGCUAUCCUAUAGGAGGUGGUUCUUGGAGCCUCCAAGCGGGAUCAGAUUUGUCGGUUGAUGAUCCUUUUGAGGCCUUUCCCGAAGACUAG
This is a messenger RNA of Lolium rigidum, 1575 nucleotides long. Its product is annotated as F-box/LRR-repeat protein At1g06630-like. The record is from RefSeq and is a predicted model, not a curated record. The transcript is spliced from 3 exons. NCBI's taxonomy places the organism in Eukaryota, Viridiplantae, Streptophyta, Magnoliopsida, Poales, Poaceae. The coding region runs from base 1 to 1575 and encodes 524 amino acids. Gene Ontology annotation, molecular function: protein binding.